This is a messenger RNA of Penicillium subrubescens, 255 nucleotides long. RefSeq lists its product as uncharacterized. The record is from RefSeq and is a predicted model, not a curated record. Bases 1 to 255 code for a protein of 84 amino acids. The transcript has a single exon. Lineage: Eukaryota; Fungi; Ascomycota; Eurotiomycetes; Eurotiales; Aspergillaceae.
AUGUCACGCAUCUCUAUCGACUCCGAGAGCUUCCCGUUCCAGCUGACCCAGACUUCUGCAAAUCGCUUCGGAAGUCUGGAUGAUUUCGAGAGAUAUAUCGUUGCCUGGCUAGAACAAGCUGAGCCUGAUGACGAAUUAAGACUCACUCAUGUGUGUCUCGAGUGGCACGAUUCCGUCUUCGAGGCUAUUUGUGCGGCUUAUCUUACUGAAAAAACAUAUCGUCCUUGUGAGGGUGUUUGGUGGAUCAGAAAUUAG